Messenger RNA from Miscanthus lutarioriparius, 1113 nucleotides. Lineage: Eukaryota; Viridiplantae; Streptophyta; Magnoliopsida; Poales; Poaceae. The record is from the annotation of a GenBank genome assembly.
AUGGCACCGGUGGAGGCGGAGCAGCACCCGCGGAGCGCGCUGGCGCUCGCGGCGCACGACGCCUCCGGCCGCCUCUCCCCCAUCCGCAUCUCGCGAAGGGACACUGGAGAUGACGAUGUUGCCAUACAGAUACUGUACUGCGGGAUAUGCCACUCUGACCUGCACACCAUCAAGAAUGAGUGGAAGAACGCCAACUACCCUGUUGUCCCUGGGCACGAGAUCGCCGGACUGAUCACUGAGGUUGGCAAGAAUGUGAAGAAGUUCAACGUUGGAGACAAGGUUGGCGUCGGGUGCAUGGUCAACACUUGCCAGUCCUGCGAGAGCUGUGAGGAAGGACACGAGAACUACUGCUCCAAGAUCAUCUUCACCUACAACUCCCAUGACAGGGACGGCACUGUCACCUACGGUGGCUACUCUGACAUGGUCGUUGUGAAUGAGCGCUUUGUCAUCCAAUUCCCUGAUGGCAUGCCCCUUGACAAAGGUUCGCCACUGCUCUGUGCUGGGAUAACCGUGUACAACCCCAUGAAGUACCAUGGGCUAAACGAGCCAGGCAAGCACAUUGGCGUGGUUGGACUUGGGGGGCUUGGGCAUGUCGCUGUGAAGUUUGCAAAGGCAUUCGGGAUGAGGGUGACCGUGAUCAGCACGUCCCCGGAGAAGAGGGAGGAGGCUAUGGAGACGCUUGGUGCAGACGCCUUUGUUGUUAGCAGUGAUGCUAAUCAGAUGAAGGUUGUGAAGGGCACAAUGCAUGGCAUUCUAAACACGGCCUCUGCAAGCAUGUCCAUGUACUCUUACCUUGCUCUCCUCAAGCCCCACGGCAAGAUGAUCUUGCUUGGCCUGCCUGAGAAGCCUCUGCAGAUCUCUGCCUUCUCUUUGGUUGCUGGAGGCAAGACUCUGGCCGGGAGCUGCAUGGGGAGCAUCAGGGACACGCAGGAGAUGAUGGACUUCGCAGCCAAGCACGGGCUGACAGCAGACAUCGAGCUGGUCGGCACUGAAGAAGUGAAUGAGGCCAUGGAGCGCCUCGCCAAGGGCGAGGUCAGGUACCGCUUCGUCAUCGACGUCGGCAACACCCUCAGCGCGGCGUCACUAGCGAGCUCACCGGUCCCAGCUCUGUAG